CAACUCCCAACCGACACAUCACGUACACCAACAUCCUUCUCCCGAUCAACCUCAACGCCUUUCACGUAUCACCGCUUAGCUACAACCAACUUACCAUGGCUACCACCACUCACCCCCAGCCCCGAGACCACGACCAACAGCAACAAACUCCUCCCCUCCCCGCGCACCUCAACCCAUCCACCUACCCCCGCACGACGACCAACCCAACCCUCAACACACACAUCACCCUGACCUACACGCCGCUGGACCCCAACGCCGCCCUCUCCCAGAUCUCCUCCCCGCACGCCGGCGCAAACGUGCUCUUCCUCGGCACAACGCGCGACUCGUUCGAAGACCGCCCCGUCGCCCAACUAAGCUACACGGCGUACCCGCCGCUCGCGCUGAAGACCUUAUCGGGGAUCGCGGAGCAUGCGGUCAAGAAGCACGGGCUGCUGGGGGUGGUUAUUGGGCAUCGGCUGGGGGAUGUGCCGAUUGGGGAGAGCAGUAUCGUGAUUGCGGUGAGCGCGGGACAUCGCGGGGCGGCGUGGAGGGCGGGUGAGGAGGUGUUGGAGCUGUGUAAGGAGAAAGCGGAAAUUUGGAAGAGGGAGGUGUUUCUUGAUGGGGAGGGGGAGUGGAGGGCAAAUCGGGAUAGGGAUGCUGAGGGGGAGUUGGUGCGUGGUUGAAGGGGUGGAUGUAUAUGUGCUGGAGUAGGGUAUUGUCUAUGAUACACGUCCUCGCACCCUGUUUAGUCCUUCCGGAGGGGCUUGCCCUCCCGCUUCCAGUCGUUGAUAUGUUCCAUGAUCGUCCGAGUCGCCGACUCGGGUGUGUCCUGACGGCCGAUACACUCGACGAAGUCGUUGUCGGGGUCUUAAGUAGGUGAAAAGUCAGCGCUCGCACACCGCGACAGAUUCGCCAGUUAGGCGGGA
Messenger RNA from Aspergillus heteromorphus CBS 117.55, 905 nucleotides. Its product is annotated as molybdopterin synthase catalytic subunit. Gene Ontology annotation, biological process: Mo-molybdopterin cofactor biosynthetic process. The transcript has 2 exons. The record is from RefSeq and is a predicted model, not a curated record. Gene Ontology annotation, cellular component: cytosol. Gene Ontology annotation, molecular function: molybdopterin synthase activity. Lineage: Eukaryota; Fungi; Ascomycota; Eurotiomycetes; Eurotiales; Aspergillaceae. The coding region runs from base 96 to 662 and encodes 188 amino acids.